AUGGACUGUCUGUUCGGCCUUGUGGGAGACGGCUUCGCACUGGUUGUUGCGGACACGUCAGCAAACCAGUCGAUCGUGAUUAAGAAAACGGAUGAGGAUAAGAUCAUGAUUCUCGACGAGACGAAAUUGCUUGCCACGUCAGGCGAGGCAGGCGACAGGGUGCAAUUCUCGGAGCUGAUUCAGAAGAACAUUCACCUGUACGCCUUCCGCAACAGCAUCUCGCUCUCCACCUCCGCUGCUGCCAACUUCACUCGCCUCGAGCUCGCCACUGCUCUGCGCUCACGGGGUUCAUACCAAACCAACAUGCUGAUGGCGGGAUUCGAUGAGGGAGUGGGACCAUCUCUCUACUACCUUGACUACCUCGCCACGCUGCACAAAGUGAAGCACACUGCCAUCGGCUACUGCGCCUACUUUGUGCUCUCCAUCUUUGACAAGUACUACAAGGACAACAUGUCCCUGGACGAGGCGCUAGAGGUGGUGGACCGCUGCAUUGCAGAGGUGCGCCUGCGCCUGCUCGUCUCCCCGCCCAACUUCCUCGUCAAGAUUGUCGACAAGGACGGAGCCAGGGAGCUGCUGUGGAGGAGAACGGUGCCCCCGCCUCCUGGGCCUGAGACGGCUGCAGCUGCGGGUGGUAGUACUGCUGCUGGGGGUGCUGUAGAAACAGGGGACAUCAUUCGUAAGCGGAUCAAGCAAAUUAAGAUGGUGGAGGUGGAGCGUAAGGAGUAUGCAUGUGACUUGGUGACAGAAGUGGACAAGGAGUGCGAGCAAUACAUCACAAGCAUUGUCAAUGCCACGUUCCCGCUGCAUCGCAUCAUAGGCGAGGAGACAGCCACAGAGGAGGACAUGGCGUGGCUGGAGCAGGGAGCCAACCCUGCUGCUGCUCCCGGUGGCGAUGGCAGUGCCGCUGCUGCUGCUAUGAACGAGUGGGUGUGGAUCGUCGACCCUAUCGACGGCACACUCAACUUUGUGGGGGAGAUCCCUAUGUGCGCCGUGUCGCUGGGUGUGGCCCGGCAGGGCCGCCUGGAGGUGGGAGUGGUGUACAACCCCUUUAAUAACGAGCUCUUCAGCUGCCGCCGAGGGGAAGGUGCAUAUUUGAAUGGCAACCGCAUUGCUAUUCCAAACGAGCCAACAGAAAUUGGUGAUGCUGCCGUUGCUGUGGGCUUCCCAUCCAAUCCAGAGCAGCGGCAGCGAAUGAUAGAGGCAGUGGCAGCAGUGGCACCACACGCCAGGACCAUGAGGGCCUUUGGAUCCGCGGCUCUGCAUAUGAGCUACGUGGCAGCAGGGCGCCUCGGUGCUUUCUUUGAGGAGGGGCUUAAGAACCACUCGCAUCACAACUCCUCCCAUCUCGCCCCUCCCUCCUCCUCCUUCUUACCCCUUGCUCCCCUUUCCUCCCACUUCCUCCCCCUUCCUCCCGCUUCCCCCCCCUCCCCCCCCGCUUCCUCCCCCUUCCCCCCCCUUCACCCCCCUUCCUCCCCCUUCCUCCCCCUUCCUCCCGCUUCCUCACCCUUCUUCCCCCUUCCUCCUCCUUCCACCUCCUUCCUCUCCUUUCCUCCCCCUUCCUCUCCCUUCCUCCCCCUUCCCCGCAAGCAGGAAGCGGGGGGCGUGGUAACCAGCAUGGCAGGGGAGCCACUCAAGCUGAGUGGGGGGUCUGUUCUGGCAACCAGUGGGGGUCAGCAGCUGCACUCACACAUCCUCUCACUCAUUGCCAAUGAGAAGGCUUGA
Closterium sp. Naga37s-1 is the source of this 1722-nucleotide messenger RNA. Lineage: Eukaryota; Viridiplantae; Streptophyta; Zygnematophyceae; Desmidiales; Closteriaceae. The record is from the annotation of a GenBank genome assembly.